GGAGUGACUGGGGCGAGGGGUGGAAUGAGAGCAGGUGAGUGUGCAGGUAAGUGUGAGAGGGGCCGUGUGUGUGCAGGUGGGCGUGUGAGCGGUGAUGCGUGUGCAGGUGAGAGUGCGAGGGGCGAUGUGUGUGCGUGCAGGUGAGCGAUUGAGGGCUGCUACAGUGGGCAGGUGUGUGUGCAGGGAUUGGUCGAUGUGCAGGGGCUGGUCCGUGGGCAGUUGUGUGUGCAGGGGUUGAUCAGUGGGUAGGUGAACAUGCAGGAGUUGGUCCAUAGGCAGGAUUUGGUUCAUGUUCAGGUGUGUGUGCAGGGCUUGGUCCAUAGGCAGGAUUUGGUCCAUGUUCAGGUAUGUGUUCAGGGGCUGGUCCAUGGGUAGGGGUUGGUCCAUGUUCAGGUGUUUGACCAUGUUCAGGUGUGUGUGCAGGGGCUGGUCCAUGUUCAGGUGUGUGUGCAGGGCUUGGUCCAUAGGCAGGAUUUGGUCCAUGUUCAGGUAUGUGUUCAGGGGCUGGUCCAUGGGUAGGGGUUGGUCCAUGUUCAGGUGUUUGACCAUGUUCAGGUGUGUGUGCAGGGCUUGGUCCAUGGGCAAGGAUUGGUCCAUAUUCAGGUGCGUGUGCAGGGGCUGGUCAAUAUCAGGUGUGUGUGCAGGGGUUGGUCCGUGGGCAGAAUUUGGUCCAUGUUCAGGUGUGUGUGCAGGGCUUGGCCCAUGGGAAGGGACUGCUCCAUGUGAGGCACAGCAGGCAGGUGUCCCCAGCCCCUGUCCCACCACAGCCGCCAUGGAGGUGAGCCACUCGGUGAAGGAGCGCACCAUCGCCGAGAACAGCCUGGUGAUCCUGCUGCAGGGCCUGCGCGGCCGCGUCACCACCGUGGAGCUGCGCGACGAGAGCGUGGCCGCGGGGCGCGUCACCAGCGUGGACGCCUUCAUGAACGUGCGCCUGGCCGAGGUGACCUUCACGGACAGGCAGGGCGCCGUGUCCCAGCUGGACGAGCUCUUUGUGACCGGCAGGAACAUCCGCUACGUGCACAUCCCCGACGAGGUGGACAUCCGGGCCACCAUCGAGGAGCAGCUGCAGGCCAUCCACAGGGUGCGCUACUUCGGGGGCCGCGACAAGGGCCGCAGCGAGUUCCUCCAUGCCAAGCACAAGUGAGGGCCUGGCACUGCCCACAGCAGCCAGGAUGGACCUGGGUGGACGUGCCCCUUUGGUGGACUGCCAGCUCCCUCUGUCCCACCCAGUGACAUCCCACAAGGAACAUUUUCCCCCAAGGACUUGGGGCUCUGCUAUUCCCCCCACUGCAGAGGAGCAGGACUGGUUUUUGUAGUGAAUAACACCACUUAAAGGCUC
Haemorhous mexicanus (house finch) is the source of this 1339-nucleotide messenger RNA. RefSeq names its product LSM10, U7 small nuclear RNA associated (gene LSM10). Gene Ontology annotation, biological process: mRNA 3'-end processing by stem-loop binding and cleavage. Bases 290 to 1144 code for a protein of 284 amino acids. Gene Ontology annotation, molecular function: histone pre-mRNA DCP binding; U7 snRNA binding. Lineage: Eukaryota; Metazoa; Chordata; Aves; Passeriformes; Fringillidae. The transcript has 2 exons. Gene Ontology annotation, cellular component: cytoplasmic U snRNP body; nuclear body. The record is from RefSeq and is a predicted model, not a curated record.